AUGUACUCGAAACGACUCCUGUCGCAACUUUUCGUUGCCCUGGCAGUGCUUUCGGUCUCCGAGGGUACAUGGCUGAAUACGAGGAAGUUGGAAGGCAAGGCGAUAGCUGCACGACAGCUUAGUAUCAUUGGCGACAUCCUCGGGGGAACUUCAAGCUCGGACUCGGGCCCCAAGUCAACGACGUCCGAGAAAACUGAAAAGCAAAGCACCUCCGCCGUCCCACCUACAUCUUCAACUCCAGCCCCCGCUUCGGUUCCAGCUCCAACUACAACCAGCAGCCCCGCGGAUCCCACGACUUCUGUUGCACCAGCUACCUCAAACCCUUCCCCGCCAACUUCGUCAACUCCUGUUAUCUAUACCCCGACUUCCCCCGUCGCUCAACCAACCUCUUCGGCUGCUGCCCAAAACACCAAUUUUACUCCCCAGCAGACCCCAACUACAACUACAAGCUCAAGACAGACUUCAGUUACGCUGGUCGUAUCUACUAAAGUCGAAGUAUACACGGCUACGCGCAGCGAUGGAUCAAAGGAAACGUUGACUAGUCUCACGAAGACGACUUCAACAGCUGUCCUCAGCCCUGACGAUGGCGAGACUAGCGGCAUGGCAACAAAGACUCGAAAUACCGUCAUUGGAGUCGUUGUCGGGGUUGGAGGCGCCAUCGUUCUGGCUACUCUUGGACUAGUUGCUUGGAGGAUUUGGGGACGCAAGAAGCACAAUGAAGAACAUCAUGGCCUAAUGGACUAUGACUUGUCCGCCCCUGGAGUUGAAAAGUCUGAGCGAGGCAGUAGUGCUGGUGGUGCUCAACCCAGCCCUUUCCGGUCAACCUUGGAGAACUAUCACCAACCUGGCCAGAUGAACGCAUCGGCAAACUUUUGA
Molecule: messenger RNA, 876 nt
Organism: Ustilaginoidea virens
Lineage: Eukaryota; Fungi; Ascomycota; Sordariomycetes; Hypocreales; Clavicipitaceae
Exons: 1
Coding region: 1-876 (291 amino acids)
Source: RefSeq, a predicted model, not a curated record